This is a messenger RNA of Raphanus sativus (radish), 1094 nucleotides long. RefSeq names its product F-box/FBD/LRR-repeat protein At2g26030-like. Gene Ontology annotation, molecular function: protein binding. NCBI's taxonomy places the organism in Eukaryota, Viridiplantae, Streptophyta, Magnoliopsida, Brassicales, Brassicaceae. The coding region runs from base 44 to 1000 and encodes 318 amino acids. The transcript has a single exon. The record is from RefSeq and is a predicted model, not a curated record.
GCUGAGAAACCCUAAGAGAGUAAGAGUUCCUUGUGCUCUAAGCAUGGGCUGCGAUGGUAUCAGCGAGCUGCCGGAUUCUUUGCUAGCUCAUAUACUCUCGUACCUUCCGACCAAAGAUGUCGUUAAGACAAGUGUUUUGUCCAAGAGUUGGAGAUUUAUCUGGCUAGAGGUCACUUCCGAGCUGGACUUAAACGCCGCUGACUUCCUUCGUUAUGAAGACGACUCCUCCUUGGUGAGUCUACUGAACAACAGAUCGUUCCUACGAAAGUUCAAGAUUAAGUACGACUCCUCCGUAAGAACUAAAAGAAAGCGCGGGGAAUCGAGAAAGGUUAACAAGAGUGGCAAAAGAGUCAUGGAGUGGAUAGCCGAAGCGGUUCAUCGCGGAGUUAAACACCUAGACGUGGAAGACAAGGCAUCUAGAAUUGGUUUUGUUUUUAUGCCUAAGUAUCUCUACGUGAGCAAGACGUUGGUGUCUCUGAGUCUCGUGAACGUAGGGCUGGAGAGUCCCAAGUUCGAAGUUUCUCUGCCUUGUCUCGACAGCAUUCGUUUAGACGACGUUUAUUACAUGGGAGAUGACGGUCUUUCGAUUAUGGAGAGGCUCAUCUCGGGGUCUCCUGUGUUGAAAAACCUUGCAACGGACGUUUCUGUUUUAAAGAAGAAUGCACAGAAGAAAACCGUCUUCAGAGGGGCGCCUUGGUGUUUGGAGUAUGUCAAGAUCAACGAACUGACGAUGAAGGAGGAGCACUGUGGGAUUAAACUAGUAAAUUUCGUUGUUAAGAAAUUCGAGGUGAUAGAUUCUCGCCAAGCCAGUCGAUCAUCAAAGGAAUCUGGGAUCGAACUAGUGAAUUACUUUCUUGAGAAUUCGGCAGCACUCAAGAGAAUGACAUUGAGUUUCAGGGAUUAUGAUAUGACCAGUGAAAAGGGAGAGAGCUACAAGAAUCUUCUUACAUCUAAAAAGCUUUCUCCCAUGUGUCAGAUCCUUUUGUCUGUUUCACAAUGAGGAUUGUUUUGUCAUUGAAAGUUAGGGUAGGAGUUCAUAUGUAACCUCAUGACAAGUGAAGUUAGGCUUUAUCUUUUGAUAGAUAAAAAGGCUU